GACUUGACAUAAUUCAUAUGCAUCGUAUCUAGUUGGUACGGGGUUAUCAAUCAUCCAUCUAUAAAUAAGCACAAAAUCAAUAAAUAUAUAUCUCACUCAAACAAUACACAACACUUCUUAACUCUCUAUAUUUGGUUGCAUCAUAUAAUAUCCUUCUUUCUUUUUCUGAUAUUAUGGCUUCAUCUCCAUUGAUUUUCACAGUCCGGAGGUCCCAACCAGAGUUGGUGCGUCCAGCUGCACCCACUCCUCGCGAAGUUAAACUACUAUCUGACAUAGAUGAUCAAGAAGCCCUCCGUUUCAAUCUUCCAUUCAUAUUUGUCUUUCGUCACGAACCAUCAAUGACAAAGAAAAAUCCUGUUAAAGUUCUUAAAGAUGCACUCUCAAAAACACUUGUUUAUUACUAUCCAGGUGCAGGAAGGAUUAUGGAGGGAGCUGAGCGCAAGUUGAUGGUGGAUUGUACUGGUGAAGGUGUCAUGUUCAUUGAAGCUGAAGCUGAUAUAACACUUGAUCAAUUUGGUGAUGCUCUGCAACCUCCAUUCCCUUGUUUCCAAGAAAUUCUACACGAUGUUCCUGGCUCAGAAAAAAUUAUUGAUCGUCCCAUUCGACUCAUUCAGGUCACACGUCUCAAAUGUGGUGGUUUCAUAUUGGCCUUGAGUUUAAAUCAUACAUUGGGCGAUGCAGUUGGUUUAAGGCAAUUCAUACAUGCCUGGACAGAAAUGGCUCAAGGAGCAAAUCAACCUUCCAUUCAACCUGUGUGGUGUAGAGAGAUCCUAAUGGCAAGAGACCCGCCACAAAUUACAUGCAACCAUCGUGAAUACGAACAAAUUACACUUCCUCCAAAUACCAUCAAGGAAGAAGAUACUACUACCACAGUCCAUCAAUCUUUCUUCUUUACACCUGCUCACGUAGUUGCAAUUCGUUGCUUGGUACCACUUCAUCUACGUCAAUGCACUGCAUUCGAUCUUAUCGCUGCAUGUUAUUGGUACUGUCGCACAAAAGCAUUACAGUUAAGGCCAGAGGAAGAGGUACGAAUUAUGUGCGUCGUUAAUGCACGUUCGAGGUUUACUGAUCGCUUGUCACUUGUUGGAUAUUAUGGUAACUGUAUUGCUUUCCCCGCGGCUGUCACUACCGCAGGGAAACUUUGUGGAAACCCACUAGGUUAUGCAGUAGAUUUGAUAAGAAAAGCAAAAGCUCAAGUUACAGAGGAAUACAUGCAUUCUGUGGCAGAUCUUAUGGUUAUCAAAGAAAGAUGUUCAUUUACAGACUUAAGGUCUUCUAUUGUGUCAGAUUGGACUCGUGCUAAGUUUGCAGAAGUUGAUUUUGGAUGGGGCGGACCGGUGUAUAGUGGCGCGGCUAAGGGUGGACUUGGAUCUUUUUCUGGAGGAACUUUUAUUGUCCCACAUAAGAAUGCAAAAGGAGAAGAAGGUUUGAUAUUACCAAUUUGCUUGCCAUAUGAAGAUAUGAAGAGGUUUGCCAAAGAGUUAGAUGAAAUUCUUGCUAGCCAAAAUCAUGCUACAAUAAGUGGAUCUAGUUUUGUCACAUCUGCUAUAUAGUUUACAACUUGUGAUAUUCCAACAAAUAACUACUCUCUCCAAUCUUAAAUAUAAGGAAAUGUUGGUAAAUUUUUUUGAUGUAUUUGAUUCAAAAAUUGAUUCAAAUCAUCAAUUAUUUUUUUACUAAUUUUUACUUAUGUUUAAAAUUGAAGUAUUAAAUAAUCACUAUGAGUCAAGUUAAAUAAAGUUGUGUUUGUCCCGUGAGCUUCGUUCAGUUGAUAAGAAUAUUAUAUUAUAUAUGUAAGGGGUCGGAGUUUGAACCCCGUUCUUCCCACUUAUCCACCUUAAGAGUAAAAUUUCUAUCAAUUAGACUACUUAAAAAAAAAUUGUGUUUGUGUGCACAAGCUUUUGCCCUCUUUGCUAUAGAAAAAAGUUGUGUUUGUGUGCAAGAAUAAUAAAGAAGAAGUUGGAUAUGGUCCAAAGAUGUACAAUAGUAAAAUUAUAUAUAAAUUACAUAUGUUAUCUA
Molecule: messenger RNA, 2019 nt
Organism: Trifolium pratense (red clover)
Lineage: Eukaryota; Viridiplantae; Streptophyta; Magnoliopsida; Fabales; Fabaceae
Product: benzyl alcohol O-benzoyltransferase-like
Exons: 2
Coding region: 174-1553 (459 amino acids)
Source: RefSeq, a predicted model, not a curated record